UAAGGCCUUCAACUGAUUGGAUGAGGUCUACCCACAUUGUUGAGGACAAUCUUCAUUAUUUAAAUUCAACUGAUUGUAAAUAUCAAUCACAUCUAGAAAAUAUCUUCACAGCAACAUCUCUGCCAGUGCUUGACCAAACAACUGGCACCAUAGCCCAAUCAAGUUGAUUUGUAAAAAUAACCAUCACAUACGGCAACUCUAUGUUGAACCUUUUGAGGAACCGUCAGGCUGUUUUCCAAAGCAGCGGCACCCUUUACAGUCCCACCAGCAGUGAAGAGGACCACCAGGCUCGGGUAGAAGAGGCAAUCACCCGCAUGCUUGUGUGCGCCCUGAAAACUGCAGAGGACCCACACAGUACCAGGGCUUGGUUAAACCCAACGGAGGUUGAGGAAACAUCCCAUGAAGUCAAUUGUCACUACUUAAAUAGAGCUGUUUCUGCCUUUUUUGAUCAUUACAGAACAUCUAAGACAGUGGAAAUCCAAGCACUCAGAACAAAUGGAGAGCACAUGAAAAAGGAAGAAUUCAACAUGCACAACAACCUCAUGGAGGUAGAACAAACAGGCAGCCAGAACUUAACCUUGGGAACAGUAGGAGAGCAGGCAGCAUGUCCCUUUGGCCCUGAUCUGGUUCCCAUACUACCGAGUUCUGAAGAUCCACCCUCAGAAACAGGAGGCAUGUUUAAAAAUGAUGGUAAAGACUUUGUUGGCAAAGCUGGAGAGCACUUUGACAAAUUGCACUGUACCAAGAAGCAACGAAUGAUGAGUGGACGUGAGAAUGAAAUUGUGGAACAGAUUGCUUCAAAUAGUACUAUGGCCCCUUCCCAAACAUUCAUUUCUACAGAUGACUUACUGGACUGCUUGGUGAAUCCACAAGUAACCAAGAUAGUGGCACAACUUUUGAUACAAGGAAGGAGUUUGUGAUUGUAAUAGAAAAUGACUUUUAAAUAUUUUAAACAUUUUUAAAAUAGUGUGAUUUUUAAAUAAAAGAUGAAACAAUGAAAAGCAGUUUGCACAGGCUUGUAUAUGUACUUAUUUUUGCCUAGUUAAAUUUCAGCCGCUUGCCACCUUCUUGCAUGUACAUUGCUCUUUGCCCAAACUGGCUCUUCGUUAUUUGUGAGGCCUUUUUUCUGAGCCUUUUUCUUUCCUCUCCCUUCCCAUCUCCUCAGCCUAUUUCAAAUGUAAGCCCCAAGUGUUCUCAAUAGGAAAUAAUCUCUCCAUCAGCCUUAAGCAGGGGUCAGCCUGCUGCUUGUUUUUGUGAUAAAGUUUUAUUGGAACACA
Messenger RNA from Myotis brandtii (Brandt's bat), 1277 nucleotides. Its product is annotated as HSPB1-associated protein 1. Bases 201 to 920 code for a protein of 239 amino acids. Lineage: Eukaryota; Metazoa; Chordata; Mammalia; Chiroptera; Vespertilionidae. The transcript is spliced from 3 exons. The record is from RefSeq and is a predicted model, not a curated record.